This is a messenger RNA of Drosophila santomea, 1722 nucleotides long. RefSeq lists its product as uncharacterized. The transcript has a single exon. NCBI's taxonomy places the organism in Eukaryota, Metazoa, Arthropoda, Insecta, Diptera, Drosophilidae. Bases 1 to 1722 code for a protein of 573 amino acids. The record is from RefSeq and is a predicted model, not a curated record.
AUGCCUCGCUGGCUGACUUUCUUAUAUAUUAUCCUGCUCUGUGGGAGAUCCAAAAGCUGGUCCGCCAGAGAAGUAAUACAUCAGCUUAAUCAUGAUCAGCGGCUACAGCUUAAUAUUUACUUGGAUUGCAAUGACGUGGAACUACAAAUCGGUCAGGAAGUGCCGAAUUUAUUAGUAAAUAGUACUGAAGAGCAAAAUAAACUAUUGGGUAGAUUCAGCUCACACUCUUUGAUCAUUGCGUGCUUUAAGGAUUCCACAAGAAAUCGAACUCUAAAUGGAGUAAAGGAACUGCUCUGGGGACUUCAGUACUUACCCAUGUUAUUUGUCGUAGAAUCCUACAUGCAUUCUUAUUUUCAACAAGCUCUAAGUCUGGGUUUCAUUCAUGUGCUGGCCUUGAAUUUAAGUAAUGGAUCGCUUUACACCUAUAAGCCAUAUCCGAAAGUCGAAAUUCAUAAAAUUGAAGAUAUGAAAAAAUUCUAUAAAUUGACAAAACUGAGAAACCUACAAGGACAGGUGGUUCGCACCUCUGUGGAAACGAUGACACCUCGAUGUUUUCGAUAUAGGAACCGUAAUGGUGAAUUGGUAUACGCUGGUUAUAUGUACAGGAUGGUUAAAGAGUUCAUCGAAAAAUACAAUGGCACAGAGGAGCAUAUAUUUGAUGAAGUGGACACCAUACCUUAUAAAGAGGGCUUGAAAGCACUGAUAAACGGCGAAAUAGAUAUGAUGCCCCGGAUAAUACAUGACUUGGAAUGGAGCUAUUUCUACCGAAGUCAUAUUUUAUACAACAUUAAGACCUACAUCAUGGUGCCUUGGGCCGAACCCUUGCCAAAAAGUCUGUACUUUAUAAAGCCAUUUCGCAGCACAGUUUGGAUUACAAUCAUGGUGAGCUUUGUCUACGCCUCAAUCGUCAUCUGGUGGAUAAGAUAUAGACAGCUGGGAAAUUCUUCUCUAUCGCGUUCUUUUAUGGACGUCUUGGAGCUAUUCUUUCAGCUACCAGUGAACAAAAUAUGGCACUUUAAUAUGGGAACGCAGCAGGUUAUUAGUUUUAUUGUUCUCUUCAUAGUUGGAUUUAUGCUGACCAAUCUCUAUACCGCUCAGUUAUCAAGUUACUUAACUACGGGCUUGUUUAAAAGUCAAAUCAACACCUUUGAUGAUUUAUUCCGUGAAAAGCGUAGAUUGCUAGUGGAAAGUUUUGACGCUGAAGUACUGCGCAACAUGACCAAAUUAAAAAUUAUACAAAAGGAAUUUCAGAGCAUUAUAUUAGUAACCUCAAUAGAGGAGGUCUUCAAGCAUCGCAAGAGCCUAAAUACUAGUUAUGCCUAUGAGGCCUAUGAGGAUCGCAUUGCAUUCGAACUAUCUCAGCAAAGGUAUCUUCGAGUGCCCAUUUUCAAGACAUUAGAAGAGGUGUACGACCAGCGGCCUGUAUUUGUGGCACUUCGACAUGGAUUACCGUAUGUGGAAUUAUUUAACAAUUACCUUAGGCGCAUAUAUGAAUCAGGCAUUUGGAUUAAGUUGCAGGAAGACUCUUUCCUCGAAGGAAUUGCUAGUGGUGAAAUCAGUUUUCGUAUAUCCCAAUCCCGUGAAAUCAAAAUAUUCGACAAGGAAUUUUAUUUCUUUGCCUAUAUUUUACUGGGAAUGGGGUGGUGUUUCAGCACUGUCGCAUUUCUGUUGGAAAGAUUGAGAUUCAAAUAUUCAGUCUCAAAUGUUUUACAAGAACAAUAG